AUGCCAUAUAGUGACGACGAGGAACACUCACCGAGUGAAUUUUAUUAUCCCAAUGAUAUCUCGGAUGAAACAAAUGACCCAAAUGGUAGGCUUGAAGGCGAAAACGCCGAACAAAACAACACCAAAAACAGCCAAGAAAAAAUUGAAGAAUUUAUACACAACCAGAAAGCGAAAACCACAAUAACGAAAACGAAAAGCGACAUGAAGGUUUUCCAACGUUACCUGGAGACAGUUAACAAAGGUGAAAAACAAAUUGAGGACUUACCGAAAGCAGAACUUGACCACUUACUCUGCAAAUUUUUUAUCAAU
Paramuricea clavata is the source of this 309-nucleotide messenger RNA. Lineage: Eukaryota; Metazoa; Cnidaria; Anthozoa; Malacalcyonacea; Plexauridae. The record is from the annotation of a GenBank genome assembly.